CAGCCGCAGCGGCCGUUAGUACGGGGGUGGGGCCCGGCCCGGCCUGGCCCGGCCCGGCCCGGCCCGGCCCGGCCCAGCCCAGCCCAGCCCAGCCCACCAGGCGGUGAAGUGCAACGGGAGCGGAGCGGCGCCACGCCACGCCACGCCACGCCACGCCACGCCACGCCAUGGCGCAGCAGCAGAUAAGCAGUUCGCAGAAGGCGCUGAUGCUGGAGUUAAAGUCGCUGCAGGAGGAGCCGGUAGAGGGCUUCCGCAUUACCUUGGUGGAUGAGUCUGACCUCUACAACUGGGAGGUGGCGAUCUUCGGGCCCCCCAACACCCUCUACGAGGGUGGGUACUUCAAGGCUCACAUUAAAUUUCCUAUCGACUAUCCGUAUUCACCACCUACCUUCAGAUUCCUGACCAAAAUGUGGCACCCCAACAUUUAUGAGAACGGAGAUGUAUGUAUUUCAAUUCUUCACCCACCUGUAGAUGACCCACAAAGUGGAGAGCUACCAUCUGAGAGGUGGAACCCUACUCAAAAUGUCAGGACUAUCUUACUGAGUGUAAUCUCUUUGCUUAAUGAGCCCAACACAUUCUCUCCUGCCAAUGUGGAUGCGUCAGUCAUGUUCAGGAAAUGGAGGGACAGUAAAGGAAAAGACAAGGAGUAUGCUGAAAUCAUAAGGAAACAGGUUUUGGCUACCAAAGCAGAGGCAGAGAAGGAUGGUGUGAAGGUCCCCACUACGCUGGCAGAGUACUGCAUCAAAACUAAAGUGCCUUCCAAUGACAACAGUUCAGAUUUGCUUUAUGACGACUUGUAUGAUGAUGACAUUGAUGAUGAAGAGGAGGAGGAGGAAGAUGCCGACUGUUAUGAUGACGAUGAUUCUGGCAAUGAGGAGUCCUGACCUGUUCCCUCUAUGCCCCUGUACUGCCCUGCUGACCCAGGCCAGAAGAGAGAAGUGGUAACCUAGGAGCAGUCCAAAUAAAAAAAAUGAGGGGGGGAAAAACCAAAAUCUUCAUCUCCUGUUUGCUCCUGUUUUAUGGACCUGUUAGAGACCCUACCUAGAAUGUCUGAAUUCUUGCAUUCUUAACCCUUUUAUCAUUGUAUUAUGAUUUCUUGUUAAAAAAGAAACUUCCCUUUUCACUCCUCUACAAAAUUCUCACAGCAAAACAGGUUUCCUCAUGUUUAGAUUCUUGAAUUAAAUACUGUCUUGCAUUGAGAUGUUUAAUGUAUUUAAAGCUGGAACAAAACCAUUGGAAGCUGAGUUUUCAGGAGCUCAAGUGCUGUGUUUUACAAUGAGAGUGGUGAGUCCCUGGCCCAGGUUGCCCAGACAGGUGGUAGAUGCCCCAUCCCUGGAAACAUUCCAGGUCAGGUUGGAUGGGCCUCUGAGCAACCUGAUCUAGUUGCAAAUGUCCCUGCUUACUGCAGGCCGGAGGAGGGGGUGGGGCGUUGGACUAGACGGACUUAAAUGUCCAACCUGAACCAUUUGAUGGUUCUAAAAAAAAAAUCCACACAAAACAAAUAGCCAAGGGUUAGCUGCUCCAUUUACAGUAAUAGCGUGUGUACAUUCAUUUAGCUUUGUGGUGGUGGCUUUUCCUUUAUAAGGUGUGGGGCGGAGGGUGUAAAGCUAGUGUGUGUUGAGCUUGAUGGGAUGUUACUGAAAGGUACAGUAUUCCUUUUCAGCCUGCUCAAGUUAGGAAAUAGCUGGCCCCUGGAGCCCCAGAGGGCACAAUCAGCUUUGUCUCUGAAAGAGGUUUGUGAUAUGAACUCUAAAAUAAACACUUAACACUUCAUGUCUGUACAACUGAGACCUGGGCUGUUUUGUUUGGUUUUUUACAGACUAGGUUACUAGGUUGGGGUUGAAAAAGUUCAGUUUAGCUGUGCUGCUGUGAUCUGCUGCCAGCUGCCCCUCUCUGGAAGGAAAACAUGUGCAUGCCACUACCCAGCAGGCCAGCAUUCAUCCCGAACUUGGUUUUGGCAGUGGGAUAGACUGAUAGCCUCCUGCUCUAGUGCUCACUAGCAGCCCUUACUUCCUGCAGCCUAAGUCCAGUGCUAGCCUGAGCCUUCUUUGUUUCUUAUGUAGCCCAUGUGUUGGUAAAUGCAACCCUGCUGCAGCUCUGUGGGGUUGGCAGAAGUCAAAGCUGCCUCUGGUGCCUACUGGGCUGGCUGGGGCACAGGCCAGAGAGAAUGUUUGUGUGCUGGGCUCGCAGAAUCACAGACUCACAGCCAGUUAGGGGUUGGAAGGGACCUCAAAAGAUCAUCAAGUCUAACCCCCCUGCCAGAGCAGGGUCAUCUACAGGAGGUCAUGUAGGAACGUGUCCAGGUGGGUUUUGAAUGUCUCCAGAGAAGGAGACCACAACCUCCCUGGGCAGCCUGUGCCAGGGCUCUGUCACCCUCACAGUGAAAAAAAAAUUCUGCUUGUGUUUAUAUGGAAUUUCCUAUGCUCAAGCUUAUAUCUGUUGCCCCUUGUCCUAUGAUUGGGCAUAACUGAGAAGAGCCUGGCACCAUCCUCCUGGCUCUUUCCCUUUAUGUAUUUAUUAAUGAGGUCACCCCUCAUUCUCCUCCAAGCUGAAGAGCCUCAGCUCCCUUAGCCUUUCCUCAUAAAGGAGAUGUUCCACUCCCUUUAUCAUCUUUGUGGCUCUGUGGUGGACUCUUUCAAGCUCUUUCCCUGUCCUUUUGGAACUGAGGGGCCCAGAACUGGACACAAUAUUCCAGAUGUGGCCUCACCAUGGCAGAAUAGAGGGAGAGGAGAACUUCUCUCGACGUACAAGCCACACCCCACACCCCCCCUUCUAAUGCACCCCAGGAUGCCCUUGGCCUUCUUGGCCACAAGGGAGCAUUGCUGGCUCAUGAUCAUCCUUCUGUCCACUAGCACCCCCAGAUCUCUUUUCCCUUCACUACUCUUCAAGGCAUCAGUCUCCAGAACUCUCCCUUGCCUAGCUGGAUUUGGCCUGGGUGAGCAUGUACAGCCCCACAGGUGAGGGUGUUGGAGUGCUUCAGGCUGGAAGAGAAGGCCAGCAGCAGGGUUUUCCAGGCUAUUUAGUAGCAUGGUUCAAGCUGGUGCACUGAGUUAGGCUUCCUGCAUGGUUUUUUUGGGAGCUCUUGGCAGACCUUAGGGCCCUCCCCUAUGGGGGAGGGGGGAGGGGCUGCAUGCUGGUCUUUGCAAAACCCUCUUCCUUAGUUCCUCAACACUUUCACCCCGUUGCUGUGUGCUCUUGUUCAGCUGUGGUGCAAUGGCCUGAAUUCACCUUUUGCAUGAGCCCUUAAUCAGCAACCAGCCCUGCCUUUCUGGGCUGAGCCCUGGCACCUCCAGGAGCAGAUCUGAGUUGCUGAACUUGCUUUCGUGAGAACCUCUGUACCCCACAGGUACAGAAGCAGUUAUCCUGUUAAGAUAUGUGGGCUUGUACAUUUGUUUAUGCCUCCCUUUCUUAUAUCUCAGGGUUUUCAAUGGUGUGGUCCAUUGAAGGGUGCUUUGGUGGAAGUAAACAUUGUUCUGUGACCAUCUGUGGGGGCUGUGUCCUGGGUUGAUGGGGAGGAUGAGAAUGGGCAAACUCAAAGUGUGCUGCUUGGAGGUAGAGGAGUGGAAGGAAGCCCUUGGGGAGAGGAGCAAGGCUGGUAAGGCUCUGUUUGACAAGAGCAAGGUAGAUGUGUCUCCCUGAUCUCUGCCCCAGGGUGAUGCAGCCCUCUGCCCCCUGCAAAGUAAAGGCAGCCCAACUGAUGAUGCCCUGUAAUAGUCUGCAUGCUUGUUUGCCUGUUACUUGGGGAGGCAGCCCGACCCCUCCUGCUUCAGCUCAUCCUUCCAGCAAGGACUGCCGGCACCUGGUGCUUUUUUGGAGAUGGCAGUGGGACUCCACUGCAUCUAGUGAUAGUGUGGGACAAACACCACCCCCCACCCCACCCCACCCCCAUCAGCUUCACUCACAGCACUAGUGUUGGCGAAUGGACACCUGGCACUCUUGGCUGCAAUACUGGUCUUGGGGUCACACCAGUACAGGCACACCAACCUCCAGGUUUGGGGGGAGGAGGGGGGGGCGAUGUUAGGGAGUGAAGGAGUAAGGCAACACUGGCUGUGCUGAUUACUUGGGUUGAAAUGAUACUGCAUCUUUCAGCCCUUGUACUUUUGACAGUCUUCACUGUAUACUGUCCAGUGAGUUGUAUUUUCAGGCUUGAUGUUGUAAGAUGCAUUAUCAUGACUCUUCUCUUACCUUUUUUUGGUGGGUUUUUUUUUGUUUGUUUAUUUUUUAAAGGUAAAAAGCACCCUAUUUUGAGAGCUACUACAUUAACCAGAUGAAUUUCUCUUCCCUACUGUCCUGUGCAGUGUCAUGGCUUGUUGACUUGCUUAUUUCCUUUUCUGAUACAAAUUGACAUAUGAGGGUCUUUUUGAAACUAUUAAAAAAAAAAAA
This is a messenger RNA of Calypte anna (Anna's hummingbird), 4383 nucleotides long. Its product is annotated as ubiquitin-conjugating enzyme E2 R2. The record is from RefSeq and is a predicted model, not a curated record. Gene Ontology annotation, molecular function: ubiquitin conjugating enzyme activity. The transcript is spliced from 5 exons. The coding region runs from base 168 to 884 and encodes 238 amino acids. Lineage: Eukaryota; Metazoa; Chordata; Aves; Apodiformes; Trochilidae. Gene Ontology annotation, biological process: protein polyubiquitination; ubiquitin-dependent protein catabolic process.